This is a messenger RNA of Mauremys reevesii (Reeves's turtle), 5255 nucleotides long. It is a transcript of the gene RASSF8, whose product is annotated as Ras association domain family member 8. The transcript has 6 exons. The record is from RefSeq and is a predicted model, not a curated record. Bases 345 to 1616 code for a protein of 423 amino acids. Gene Ontology annotation, biological process: signal transduction. NCBI's taxonomy places the organism in Eukaryota, Metazoa, Chordata, Testudines, Geoemydidae.
GCCUGAACUGCCCCGUCUCUCCCGCUCCAGCCCCCUGCCGGCCGCGCUUGGCAGCCGGGCGCUCGGGAUCCCCCGCCCCCUUCCCGGGCUAUUUGGCCGCCGAGGAGGAGCGGGCUGCCCGCACUGGGGUUUGCUGCCUGGCCGGAGGAGCCGGUGCCGGUGCCGGGGGCAGCGCCGCCUCGCCAGAGCCCAGAGGACGCGCCCGCCUGCAGGAUCCCCCGGCCCGCGCCGCGCCGCGGGGCUUUGCCAUGGCCGAGCCCUGAUGACUAGAAGUCACCCUCUUCAUCUUUGGUGUAGCUGUAAACAUGACUUGACAUCCUGAUGACUGCAUUCAUGGCUCUUGGAUGAUCUGGUGCACCAUGGAGCUCAAAGUAUGGGUGGAUGGAGUCCAGAGAAUCGUUUGUGGGGUCACUGAAGUCACAACUUGCCAGGAGGUGGUGAUAGCCCUGGCUCAGGCUAUAGGUCGUACCGGAAGAUACACACUGAUAGAAAAAUGGAGAGAUACAGAGAGGCAUUUGGCACCUCAUGAAAAUCCUAUAAUUUCAUUGAACAAAUGGGGACAGUAUGCAAGUGAUGUGCAGUUAAUAUUACGCCGCACAGGGCCAUCCCUCAGCGAGAGGCCAACUUCAGACAGUGUUGCUCGAAUACCUGAAAGAACUUUGUACCGACAAAGCUUACCUCCAUUAGCCAAGCUAAGGCCUCAGAAUGACAAAUUAAUAAAAAGGAGGGAGCCAAAAAGGAAGUCUUUGACCUUCACGGGGGGUGCAAAAGGGUUAAUGGACAUUUUUGGGAAAGGUAAAGAAUCUGAGUUCAAGCAAAAGGUGCUCAACUGUAAGACAACGGGUGAAGAGUUGAAAAAACUGAUCCACCUCCAGACUGAGAAGCUUCAGUCCAUUGAGAAGCAGCUGGACUCAAAUGAGGCUGAAAUCCGAUACUGGGAACAGAAAUACAAUUCCAGCCUGGAAGAGGAAAUUAUCAAAUUUGAGCAGAAAAUCAAAAGAAAUGAAGUAGAGAUUGAAGAGGAAGAGUUCUGGGAAAAUGAACUGCAGAUUGAGCAAGAGAACGAGAAGCAGCUGAAGGAACAACUCCUGGAGAUCAGGCAAAGGAUCCUGCAGUGCGAGAGCAAGUUAAAAGACUAUAUGACUCAAAUCCACAGAAUGGAGAGUGGCCUUGAAGCAGAGAAGUUGCACCGGGAAGUUCAGGAGUCGCAGGUGAAUGAAGAAGAGGUCAAAGAGAAGAUUGAGAAGGUAAAAGGUGAAAUUGAUAUUCAGGGCCAACAGAGUCUGAGGCUGGAAAAUGGCAUUAAAGCUGUAGAAAGGUCAUUGGGCCAAGCCACCAAAAGAUUACAGGACCGAGAACAAGAACUGGAGCAGCUAACAAAGGAGCUAAGACAAGUAAAUCUCCAACAAUUUAUCCAGCAAACAGGAACAAAGGUCACAGUGCUACCAGCAGACCCUACUGAAGUGGAGGCUUCACACACACAACUUGAAAGAGAGACAACAUUUCAGUCUGGGUCCCUGAAACGCCCAGGUUCAUCAAGGCAGCUCCCCAGUAAUCUUCGAAUUCUACAGAAUCCACUGUCAUCUGGUUUUAACCCUGAGGGCAUUUAUGUAUAACAAUAUAUACCUCUUCUGAAGAGGACCUAUGAAGGUACCGUGGACAGUAUAAGUUCCUUCCUUUUUUGAUUCUACCAAUGAUGAAUGAAAGAAGCUUUUCCUCUUUAAGCCACCACAUGUUGUUUCUUCAUUCUACACCCAACGUGGAGCCAUACCCCCUGCACUGAUGCAAAAGAACAAAGGAACUGUGUAGCUACACAGCUGGCAGUGUUGAAGUUGCUGUCCAAUAACUAUUGAUGCAAAACCCUUCAUUUUUAUUAUUGCUACUUCAGAAGUAUUUAGAAAAGUAUUAUUCCAUAUAUAGGCAUAAAUAAAACACUGACUGAGCAGAGUGAAGGAACCUGUUUGCAACUGGUUUAAGGUUUAAUUUAUUCCAUGCAAUCCAUGGAGGUGUGAAUGUUGACCUUUACGGUGGUUUUUAUUUUAUUAUUUUAAACAUGUGACUAAUUAUAUAAUAUUGUAUUUCUCAGUCUGUGUGUGUAUAAAUGUCCAGUGUUUCAUCACAUUAACAAUUCACAGCCACAGGAGUGUUGUGGGGGUGCUGUAUCUUUAAAAUAGUCUCUAACCACUGAUUUUGUUUUACAUUUUGGAUUAUGAUGCAUCGUAUCACAUGCAUUGCUACCUUUUUAGGCUUGAAAGGGACCAUGAAUAUCCACAUCAGAACUGUAACUCAGUUUGAAGGAUACAGCGUGAGAUGAAGGAAUCACCAUUAAAUGAAUUUUUUUCAUUUCUCUUUUUAUUAAUAGCACCAUAAACACUAAAAAUGCUGCUGUAUUUAGACUAACAGCAACUUCAAAUGAGGCUGUGAAAAUAUAAAGGAUCUUUCAAAACAGACUCAGUUCAAAAACAAAAAUUCAUUAUCCACGUCUCUUUUUACUUGGGAACAACCUGGUAAAUGUGCUGCUCUAGCCUAAAGAAUCUUUGCCACACUCAGUUAUUGGUAAGUCUGUGCUCAUGUAUGUUUGUGCCCAUAACUUUUUCUUAUAUAAAAAUGUAUUUGUUAAUUAAUAUAAAACACAAAUAAUUUGGAGAUUGUACUGUGUCCAAGGGGCAUAUAGCUUACUUUCCGGGUCCAAUUUUGCCAAACAAAUGGCCCAAUCUGGCAGGAUAUUUAAUAUCCUCAACUCCCUUAGAAGUCAAUAGGAGUUGAGGCAGUUGGCGCUUCUGCAGUAUCAGGCCCAAAUUGCGUUGCAUAGCAAAGAUCCUAUGUCACUUAAUCACAAAGAAAAGUUUCAUCAAAUCUUCGCUGCAUACUGAUAUAAAGGAUUGUUAAAGCAGAUAAAUGUAUUGAUCCUGAAAUAUUCUGUUAUGCAGUAAGGGUCUGAUCCAACUCCCAUUGAGUUCUGUGAGUGCUAAGACCAUAAGAAUUGUGUCGUCUUGAGCUUUAAGUGCGGUGGGGUGAGAAAACUCAGGGUUUUGGAUGGCUCAAGAUGUUGUUCCAGUAAUGAAAUUUGGAGCCUUUCCCCUCAAUUUAGUGGCUUAAAUUUAGCAUAGAUUGGUGGUGACUGCUGUUUGCCAGAGAGGUCAAACACUAAGUGGGUUUGGAGACUACCAUCCUGUCUUUUACUCUCUUCAGGUUAAAGCUGAAGAACAUCAUGAGGGCACCUGAAGAGCUUUCGCUGCUUCUGUCCACCAGGAGGGUAAACAGAACAGCUGGUGCUCCAGGGCUUCUGUUAGUAAGGCAAAAAAUUCACUGAAAUGUUUUUUUAAAUUUGAGAAAAUCCCUUUAUUUUCCAUCUUCUUGAUGUGUUGAACUUUUUAUUCAAUUUAUUAUUCAAUUCAAUCGCAGCAUUAUAAAGAAUUAAGAGUUUCACUCCAUAUCAACAUGUGACUCUUUUUCAAUGUAGAUUUUUUUUAUCAUGCUUCCAUUUUCAAAAGCUUUUUCAAACCUGGUCAAAGGGGCAUGAGUAGAACAAAAACAGCAUGUACUUUAACAGGUGCCACAUUAUAUACUGGCCAGCAUAAUAAAUAUAGAUUUUUGUUUUUAUUAAAUAGUUCAAUACACAAGUAUCUGUUUUUCUCUAAGUGCACAGGACAUUUAUAUGAAAGACUCCUAUUAUUGCUAAUGGAAAUUAACUGUGAAUCCCUCACAUUGUCACUCAGAAGUAUAGGAAGGGAGAUAAAUGGAAAAAUAGAGUAAGAUUUAGGGUAAAAUUAAAAAAAAAAAAAAAAAAGCCCAACUCUCACUGAAAGAUAAUGGCUCCUGUCACUCAAGCAUUUUUGAAAAUGUUACACAUCUUGUGAAACUUUAAAGAGAACAUUCCAUCACUACCCUAGCAUACAGAAUCUGAAAAUAUGACUUUUCUUUGUGAUUAAGAGUAGAAGACCCUUUAGAGAAAGGAAAACCUCUCCUUGGGGCUAUGACUGCCUUUUAAAAAAAUAAAUAAAAAGCACACUAUGUAUUGCAUUAUGGUGAAUUGGGAUUAUAUGAGUGUGGGGAAAAAAGGAUCCUGUGAUUUUUAGUGAACUGAAGUAUACAGUUUCCCAAUGUGCAUUACUUAGAAUGAAUUGGGCCUUAAUUAUCUAUGUAAAUAGCAAAACUUUAUUCAUUUUUUCCAGAAAAUUAAUCUUUAAUAGCCUGUACGGUAUUAAAAAUAAGUGUCAGUGUUACUUUUAUAUUAUGCCUUUUUUUCUUUUUUCUUUGGAACAUUGAAACAUGCAUGUUUUUUUUAUUUGCUACAGUAUUUUCAUGUUUUGGAUGAAGGCCAUCAGCUGUAUGGAGAUGACAAAACAAUCAUUCUACCUUAUUUAUUCAGUAUUGCUGCUUAUUGUUUUCAAAAUAAAGCUUUCAAUGCCAAUGCAGUGACUGAUUGAAAGCUGCAAUAGCUCUCUUCAGGCGCUUUUUUAUGUUUGUAGAAACCAAAAUAAGUGCAGGUUCUACCUUAGUGUAUAUAAUGUUCAAACACAAGAAAGCUAAUGGCAAUAACUGUGCAUGUGCGUGUGUAGUAUUUACAUAAACACACUGUACAUGCACUUAAGCCCAGUUUAGUAAUGCACUUAACCAUAUGCUUAAAUCCAUCCCUGUUCAGUACAUAGCUGAAGCAGAUGCUGAUUAGGGCUAGUCAUUAAACCGACGGUCAUAAAGGGCAUGAUUGAAAAUCCAUUGAAAUCAAUGAGACUUAAGCACGUACAUAAGCACACACACAUGAUUUGUUGAAUCAUAGCCUUCAAAAGUUCAUUCUGGUUCUAGAGAUAACAGUUCCAGUGAUAAUUCCUCAUUUUAUGUAUAGUUGGUAUCUCUGAGACCUUUAUCAUUCCCACAAAUAGAAUGAAUUUAAGUGUGUCCACUCUAGAGAAUACAGAGGAGGAAGAUUUGAAGAAUAUGUUUACAACCCAGAUGCAGCUUAGGUCUAAACAUAAUCUCACAGUGAUUAGGAGAUUUGAGUUGCUGAAGCUUUAAACAGGAGUGGCAAUGCUCAUUAACUGUGAAGACAAAAAUGACCAUUUUUAGUACUGCUUUGCUUACCUGAAAGAUGGAAAUCUGUAUUAUAUGUAAUUAUAUUAGUUUCUCUUUCGACUGUCAUUUAAAAAGCUUAUAUUUUCUGAUUAUUUUAAUGAAUUGUUAUUCAGUGCUAUGAAGAAAAAUAUUGGAUAUUCUCCAGUACAAUAAAUCUCCCCUGAAUCAUUGGGUCUUUACAA